AUGCUCAAACCAAUUGUAAUAUCAGUGUGUGUGCUGCUUGUAGUGCAACAUGGUAAGUUAAUUUGUUACAUUUAUUACUUUUUUGACAUUUCCAAAAGGCUUACAGUUUAUUAACCUUUUUCUAUCAAAGUAAAAUACAACUUAUGUUAUUCCCAACAAGUAUAGUUAAAAAGCAUCUACGUAUACUUGUACGUUGAGAUAAAUUAGUAUAUUAGGCUUGAAUUUUAAAAAUUUAAGUAUUUUACCUACUACAAUAUAAUUUUUCUAUUCCAUUAAACUUUUUUUUGUAAAAUAUGAAGUGUUAAAAAAGUGCAGAGUUUUAAAAUGAAAUAUGAUUUGAUUUAUGGUCAAGUUCAAUAAAUGUUUAUUUUUGUUUUGACUGAUUUCCAAGAACAGACUGACUCUGUUUACAAUACUUCCGCUUUUUAAUGAAAACGCUGUGUUAAUGAAGUCAUAAAUUCUACUUUUCUUAAAAUUAAGACAGUAGAUAGAAAAAUUAUACAUGUAAAGUUAAGCUACUCUUUUAGCGUUCUGUAGCCCUUUUGUUUAAAAAACGACCAACAAUAUAAUAAUAGCUCAUUCUAUUCAAAAACUAAUUUUACGACCAAAAACUUUCUAACCACCCCGAUAUUACUCUCAAAAUAUACCUAAAGAACUCACCUUUCCAGUAAACGCAGCCAAAUCCUGCUACUCAGGCCAGAACCAACGUUACGCAGAAAAACAAUGUUCAAGCGGCAGUCUUGACCUCGAGUAUGUAUGUCAGACCUUUACAUGUGAAGGUGGUAAAUGUAAGUUAACCAAAUGAAGUGACUUCUCUUUUGUGUAGCUCCUUUUACGCUACGAACGUGUGCCCGCAAGAACAUGGGAUGUAUAGCUGGACCAAGGAUCUGUCAGUUCAGUGGAGGCAAAGGCCAAUGUCAACGUUGUGACAAAGACUUGUGUAAUCGAUAA
Molecule: messenger RNA, 951 nt
Organism: Bursaphelenchus okinawaensis
Lineage: Eukaryota; Metazoa; Nematoda; Chromadorea; Rhabditida; Aphelenchoididae
Source: the annotation of a GenBank genome assembly